Molecule: messenger RNA, 312 nt
Organism: Xyrichtys novacula (pearly razorfish)
Lineage: Eukaryota; Metazoa; Chordata; Actinopteri; Labriformes; Labridae
Source: the annotation of a GenBank genome assembly
AUGUUAAUAUGUGUGAAAAUGUGUGAUAAAUCUUGUGACAGAAGCAAACUUUCUGAUGUAAACAGAGACGUUUGUGUAAGAUCUUCAAAUGAACAAGUAUUGAACCUGUUCUUGGAGGGGGCGGCUCCUGUAAAUACUGAUGAGCUUCAGAAACUUGUGUUUUGUUUUGUCGCAGCAGCUGUUGCACUCUUCUUUCCACGCACACACCGCUUUAAUAAUAAAGCCUUUAUUCAUACUGCUAUCAGCACCAUGGAGAGCUCUAAUACAGAUGAGAAGGUUAUUACAGCAGCUGAACCUCCACUCAGUGUGUAA